Messenger RNA from Brettanomyces nanus, 945 nucleotides. RefSeq lists its product as uncharacterized. The coding region runs from base 1 to 945 and encodes 314 amino acids. Gene Ontology annotation, molecular function: ubiquitin-protein transferase activity; zinc ion binding; SUMO ligase activity. The transcript has a single exon. Lineage: Eukaryota; Fungi; Ascomycota; Pichiomycetes; Pichiales; Pichiaceae. Gene Ontology annotation, biological process: protein ubiquitination; double-strand break repair via homologous recombination; protein sumoylation. The record is from RefSeq and is a predicted model, not a curated record. Gene Ontology annotation, cellular component: Smc5-Smc6 complex; nucleus.
AUGUCGAAUAUAAAAGACGAGUCCAAAUCGGAUAACACUGCUUCUGAGGAUGACUUGGAGGAAGAGGAGGUGCGUUCUUUUAAAUUACCUGAGUACUUCCCUAUAACGCGCAAGACAAAAUCCAAACUCCGUUCCUUGACAGCAUGGAAAACAGGUAAUAGGAGAGAAAAAAUGAGGCAUAAAUGUAUGGAUUGCGUUAAAAAGGCGACUGAAGGCUACAUUAGUAUUGUUUUGGAGAAGAAUGCCGAGAGAUUGGCGAAUAAAGAUAUGACCAAAAGUGAAUUUGAUGAGGCUCGAAGGAAACUAUAUAAACAAGAUUUGGAGAUCAACAGGUUGAGAACCAUCAUGAAGAACAUAAAGGAUACUGAUGUAAAAGAUGUCAAUUUCAUCUAUGCUUUUGGAUCGAUGAAGGCAGAUAUUAUGGAGAGAGAUGAGCCUGCGUUGACGAUAAGCAACAUGCCAUUGUACCAGCGCGUCUCUUCAGGAGCUCAAGACCAAGUGUAUGACCACUUAAAGUCAAAAUUGCGAUCUGGCAUGGUUUCGGAAAACGCGGACACACAAGCUGUAAAGGACUAUAGGGAUUUUGAGCAUCAGCUGUUUGUUACUAUAAACCCAACGGAGCCUGUUCCAUUUCUGCAUGACGUCAGCGAAGGAGAUAACGAUAUAGAGGUUGAAGGCGGAAAAGUCAGUCUUCUAUGUCCAAUAUCGCAUGAUUUAAUAGAGGAUCCCGUCAUAAAUCCCAAAUGUGGACAUACUUACGAUAAAACAUCCGUGGCAAACUACCUCAGGAACUCGAAUCAAUGCCCUGUGUGUCCUACUGAAUUGCGCAGACAAGACUUAAUUGAGGACAAGCUCAUGAAGCAGAGACUUGUAUGCUACGCUCGUGAUGUUAAGAUCUUUAAGGAGAGAAACAUCAAGAUGGACGAGGCCGAAGAUAAACUUUAG